Stegastes partitus (bicolor damselfish) is the source of this 4204-nucleotide messenger RNA. It is a transcript of the gene ints2, whose product is annotated as integrator complex subunit 2. Gene Ontology annotation, cellular component: integrator complex. The coding region runs from base 64 to 3699 and encodes 1211 amino acids. The record is from RefSeq and is a predicted model, not a curated record. Gene Ontology annotation, biological process: snRNA 3'-end processing. Lineage: Eukaryota; Metazoa; Chordata; Actinopteri; Pomacentridae. The transcript is spliced from 25 exons.
AUGGUGACAUUUCUGUUUAAAGACUCAGUUUCAUCUUAAUAAGUGAGCUUUGGGUCUGGGGAGAUGGCAGACAGUGCAGGGCUGCAGUUCGUCAGCCCCUAUGCGUUUGAAGCCAUGCAGAAGGUGGACGUGGUGCGUCUGGCUGCCCUGAGCGACCCAGAGCUCAGGCUGCUGCUGCCCUGCCUGGUGAGGAUGGCUCUCUGUGCUCCUGCUGAUCAGAGCCAGUCGUGGGCGCAGGACAAGAAGCUCAUCCUCCGCCUGCUCUCUGGAGUGGAAGCUGUCAACUCCAUCGUGGCGCUGCUGUCGGUGGACUUUCAUGCCUUGGAGCAGGACGCACGGAAGGAGCAGCAGCUCAGGCACAAGGCGGGCGGCUCGAAUGGGGAGAGCAUCCUGGUGUCACAGCUGCAGCAUGGCCUGACCCUGGAGUUUGAACACAGCGAUCCCCUCAGGAGGCUCCGGCUGACCCUCAGUGAGCUGCUGGCCAUCAUGAACAAGGUGGCCGACUCCAACGGAGAGUUCUUCUUGAAGUCCUCUGAACUCUUUGAGAGUCCCGUGUACUUGGAGGAGGUGGCAGAUGUCCUCUGCAUUUUACAAGCAGAGCUGCCCUCCUUGCUGCCCAUCGUGGACGUGGCAGAAGCUCUACUUCACGUCCGCAAUGGCGACUGGUUCCUGUGCCUGCUGGUUGCCAACGUUCCCGACAGCUUCAAUGAAGUGUGCAGAGGUCUCAUCAAGAAUGGAGAGCGUCAGGAUGAAGAGAGCGUGGGUGGUCGGCGCAGGACCGAAGCCCUCAGGCAGCUGUGUCAGAUGAACCCCUCGCAGGCCCUCAACAUCAGAGCCAUGGUGGUGGAGGAGUGUCACCUGCCAGGUCUGGGCGUGGCUCUCACUCUGGACUACAAACCAGAAACAGCAGACGAGGCCGUCAGUCCUUUAGUUUCUUAUGUCAGCGGUCUGCUGCUGGGCACCAACAGCAAAGUCCGCACCUGGUUCAGCAUGUUCAUCCGUAACGGGCAGCAGCGCAAGAGAGAAAGCAGCUCGGUGCUGUGGCAGAUGCGCAGGCAGCUACUGCUGGAGCUGGUCGCCAUCUUGCCACGCUCGCGCAGCACCCAUGUGCCCAAUGACGGCGACAUGGAGGGGGAGGGCAGCUCAGGGUACUCCGGCCUCAGAGAGGAGCACGUGGUGAAGGCCAGCGCUCUGCUCCGGCUGUACUGUGCCCUCAUGGGCAUUGCGGGCCUCAGGCCUACAGAUGAAGAAGCAGAGCAGCUAUUACAGCUGAUGACCAGCCGGCCUCCUGCUACUCCUGCUGGUGUUCGCUUUGUCUCCUUGUCUUUCUGCAAGCUGCUCGCCUUCCCCACUCUGGUCAGCACUCCAGAGCAAGAACAGCUGAUGGUCAUGUGGCUCAGUUGGAUGAUCAAAGAGGAGGAGUACUUUGAGAGCGCUGCAGGCGUAUCUGCUUCUUUCGGAGAGAUGCUAUUACUGGUUGCCAUGUAUUUCCAUAGCAACCAGCUCAGCUCCAUUAUUGAGUUGGUGUGCUCUACUUUGGGGAUGAAGAUUGCCAUCAAGCCCAGCUCUCUGAGCAAGAUGAAGACGAUCUUCACUCAGGAAAUCUUCACUGAACAGGUGGUUACAGCCCAUGCGGUUCGAGUUGCGGUGACCAACAGCUUAAGCGCCACCAUCACAGGAUUUCUCCCCAUUCACUGCAUCUACCAGCUGCUCCGGAGCCGAGCCUUCACCAAGCACAAAGUGUCCAUCAAGGACUGGAUCUAUCGUCAGCUCUGCGAGACCACCACGCCCAUCCACACGCAGCUGAUUCCCUUGAUUGAUGCGUACAUCAACUCCAUCCUCACACCAGCUUCCAAGGCUAACCCCGAGGCCACCAACCAGCCUAUCACUGAGCAGGAGAUCCUCAAUGUCUUCCAGAGCUCUGCCGGGCAAGGGGAUUGUAGUCGAGGAGGACGGCAGCGCUACUCCAUCACCACCCAGCUCCUCAUCCUCUACUACAUCCUGUCUUAUGAGGAGAACCUGCUGGCUAGCACCAAACAACUGGCUCUGAUGCAGAGGAAGCCAAAGUCCUACUCAGCAGCCUUGAUGGACCAGAUCCCCAUUAAGUACUUAGUUACCCAGGCCCAGGGGCUGCAGCAGGAGCUGGGAGGUCUGCACUCGGCCCUGCUGAGGCUUCUCGCCACCAACUUCCCCCAUCUGUGUCUGGUGGAGGACUGGGUCUGUGAGGAGGAGGUGACUGGUACCCUGCCCCUGCUCCGGAGAAUGAUGCUGCCCAGCAACACCUGUAGAUACACUCAGAGCCAGCUCCACCAGGCCUUCCAGAAGUUGCCAUCCAGCAGUCCCAGGCUGAUGCGGAUCCUGGAGCAUUUAACGCUGCUGUCACCUGGAGACCUGAUCCCGUACGCAGAGGCCCUCACAGCCAGCAUGGCUCUGCUGCUGGAGCCCGCUGUGCCUCGCCGUAUACUGCAGACGCUCAACAAGCUGUGGAUGGGCCUCAACACUGUGAUGCCCCGCAGGCUGUGGGUGAUGACGGUGAACGCCCUCCAGCCGUCCGCUAAGCUGCUCCGGCAGCAGAGGUACACUCAGAACGACCUGAUGGUGGAUCCUCUCAUUGUGCUGCGCUGCGAUCAGAGGGUGUACAGGUGUCCUCCUUUGAUGGACAUUGUCCUUCACAUGCUGAACGGCUACCUGCUGGCCUCCAAAGCUUACCUGCAAUGCCACCUGAAGGAGACGGCCGACUUUGAUCGACAGAGCCAGACUGUUUCCAACCUGGGUGUUCCUGGACAACCAGACACACCUGAGGUCACCAGGGAGGAGCUGAAGAACGCCCUUCUAGCUGCACAGGACAGCGCAGCAGUCCAGAUCCUCCUGGAGGUGUGUCUGCCAACCUCCGAAGAGCAGCAGCUGGGGGCCACCACAGAAAGCCUGCUGAGGAGCAUUCGGGGCUCCGUGCCAGGGAAACCGAAACAGGGAAGCCUGGGGCCGAGAGCCAGAGGGGGCGUGGAGGAUGCUGAGCCAGAAGGAGGCCUGCUCAGUGACUUGAGGGAGGUGCAGUGUCUCAUCUGCUGUCUUCUGCAUCAGAUGUUCAUCGCUGACCCCAACAUCGCCAAGUUGGUUCACUUUCAGGGUUACCCUCAAGCUCUGCUGCCUCUCACUGUGGCAGGCAUCCCCUCCAUCCAUAUCUGUCUGGACUUCAUCCCAGAGCUGCUGGCCCAGCCCCAGCUGGAAAAGCAGAUCUUUGCGAUUCAGUUGCUGUCAUACCUGUGCACCCAGUACGCCUUACCCAAAUCCCUGAGCGUGGCCCGGUUGGCCAUCAGCGUCAUGGGAACCCUUCUAACAGUGCUGACUCGUGCCAAGCGGUUCUCUUUCUUCAUGCCCACCCUGCCAUGUCUGGUGGCCUUCUGCCAGGCCUUCCCUCCACUCUACGAUGACGUGGCGGCUCUGUUAGUACAAGUGGGCCAAGUCUGUGCUUCUGAUGUGGCCACUAAAGCCAGAGACAUCGACCCUCUCAUCGCCCGCCUGCAGCAUCUGAAAGAGAAACCUCAGGAGGCCGUGGCUCCAGGAGGAGGCUCCUCCAAGCUGACUCUGCCCCAGAAGACAGCCGAGGAGCUGGGUGGAGCCGACCCUGACGUCCAGCUCUGCUACUGCCUGGAGGCCACGUUCAUGGACAUUAUCAGCUCCACCCUUCACGGACUAUAGAACAUCUGGACAGAGUGCAGGGACUCGACUCAAAUCACCAACACUUCUAAGAGGGCUACUGUCAACAGAAAUAUCUUCAUGUGCUUCAAAUGGACUCUGAUGUCACCUCUGUCAAGGGCUUUCAGGUAACGAUGGGCUGUGGGCUGCUCUCGCUCUGUGCUCACGCUGGACCACAUGUCCGGUCUGGUCUGGUCUGUGUGGACUUACAGUGAAACACGCACUCUCCAACCGUCAGGCUCCGCUUCAAGAAUAAAUAAGUCAUGAUUUGCCGUUUAUUUAGAACACGUCAAAUGUUUGUGUGCUCGGUCACAAUUUGUAGAAAGUAAAAUACAGAAAAUGACAAAACGGGUUCAACUUUUCUGACCCCUGUAGGCAUAUUUUUCUAAUUUGCGAGUGUUGUCAACUUGUUUCUCACAUGUAAAAACAAAAAAAGGAAAGUGUUGCCUUGACAUGUGUCGAGCUUUUGUACUGUAUUUGUUUGUAAUAAAACAAAAUAUUUGACUGA